CAAAGUGAUGGUGUUUAGCUGUGGUAACGAACAGCUGCUGCUCCACAGCUGACAACGGUGGUUUAAAGUCGCUUUUACUGUUUUUAUUUCACUUUUAUCUCAUCAGUGGAAGUGGAUGAAAAUUCGUGGAGUGCGUGUGGAUUCAAAAACUCACAGUGACCGCAGUCUUCAUGUUUAAAAGACGUGUGCAGGGGCUUUACGUGGCUCCAUGAUGUCAAUGGAAAAGCUAGCUCGUACGAAUUUGUUUGGCUAACACGGAGUUAAUAGCUUUCAACACCGAUGGCGCGAAACAGCUAACGUUAGUUUGAGAUCUUUAAUUAAACUAAAGCUGAGCCAAGUUUAAGUCAACCAAGGAAAACUGAGCAGCUGCGCCGCUGAUUUAGCCGUUAGCACCCGGGACACGCCACGGUCCACUUGGCCGAUUGAUCCAAUGACUUGUUGAUUUGAUUGAUUGAUGGGUCUUUUAAGGAUCAUGAUGCCACCAAAGACGCAGCUUGUGGCGGUGUUGUUGUUUGCAGUAGCGAUGCUGUUCAUCGAGAACCAGAUCCAGAAUCUGGAAGAGUCACGAACAAAACUGGAACAAGCCAUUGCCAGACACGAGGUGGCUGAAGUCGAGCAGCGUCACAGCGAAGGCCUGGGGCGGGAUUUCUCCGCGCAGGCAGCAAAAGACGACAUGGUCAUCAUCUACAACAGAGUGCCCAAGACCGCGAGCACGUCCUUCACCAACAUCGCCUACGACCUGUGUGGGAAGAAUCACUUCCACGUCCUGCACAUCAACACGACCAAAAACAACCCUGUCAUGUCUUUACAGGACCAGGUUCGCUUUGUCAGGAACGUUACCACGUGGCGAGUGAUGAAGCCUGGCUUCUACCACGGCCAUGUGGCUUAUCUGGACUUCUCAAAAUACGGUGUGAAAGGAAAACCGAUGUACAUAAAUGUGGUGCGAGACCCGAUAGAGCGGCUGGUGUCCUACUACUACUUCCUGCGUUUUGGGGACGACUACAGACCAGGCCUUCGACGAAGAAAACAAGGAGACAAAAAGACCUUUGACGAGUGUGUGUCAUCAGGAGGAUCUGACUGUGCCCCUGAGAAACUCUGGCUGCAGAUUCCCUUCUUCUGCGGGCACCAGUCAGAGUGCUGGAACGCAGGCAGUCAGUGGGCUCUGGAACAGGCUAAAUACAACCUGGUGAACGAGUAUCUGCUGGUUGGAGUAACUGAGGAGCUGGAGGACUUUAUCAUGAUCCUGGAAGCAACACUGCCGCGAUUCUUCAGGGGAGCUACUGAGCUUUACAAAUCGGGAAAGAAGUCCCAUCUGCGAAAGACCACUGAGAAGAAGCUUCCCACCAAAGAGACGAUAGCCAAGCUGCAGCAGUCUGGCAUCUGGAAACUCGAAAAUGAGUUUUACGAAUUUGCUCUCGAGCAGUUCCAGUUUGUACGAGCCCACGCCGUCCGGGAAAAAGACGGAGAACUUUAUGUCCUGGGCCAGAACUUCUUCUAUGAGAAGAUCUACCCCAAAGUGAACUGAUUGUGGAGCCAUAAAAUGGUGAUAAGGGCUGCAUUAACAAAAACUCUCAUUAGAAGUUGUAUACACUGGGAAACAGGGGGAAACACUAAAUUGCACUGAUGAAUGCUGGAUUCUUUGUUCAUGUGCGUCAGUGUUUUCUGUAGAUUGAGUACAGAAAAGCCUUUUUCAGGCUAGACGGUGGAGUUUAUUCCAGGAAUGUGUGAAGACAUUUUUUUUGCUGUGCAGCUGCUGAGGAACCUAAAUGGGGAUAAACCGUCAGUCUGAGCUCUGAGAAAGAAUUUUUCCUAUGUCAGGCUGAACUGUUUAGUCAAUGUCUAAACCCAAACUCAACUCAAUUAUUGAGUUAUGUGUUUGGAUCCGUGAGAGAAAAGCAGAAAACCUCAACAAGUGCAACAUUUUUAAAGAUGGUCAGGUUUUUUGAAGUGUGUUUGUAUGAUGUAUUAAUACAUAGGCUCUUUAUCUCACUGGUUGACAUUCUUUUCUUACUGGAAAUGUAAUAUUUUUAAACCAUAAACCCUCCCACACCAUAGCCCAAAGAUGAAGUAUGUGUUUUUAACGUGGCUGCUUGUCUACUGCAUAGUUUGGUACGUUUGUGGCACCUCUGAAAAUCCAAAGAAAGGAUUUCAAUGAACAAAGUCUCAAAAUAAUACAUUUAAACUUACUGGUGGAGGUAGCAGUUGGUUAAUAACUCCUGUGUGCUGUGAUGUAAAAUCACUGGGUUUUUUUCUAUGGACAUUGGGCAGUUUUUAAAGCAACACAAACUUCAGUAUCAGUUGAAAAAGUCUGUCUAAUGGAAAGAUAGAGAGGCAAACACAUUCUUAAAUUAUCUUAGACUUGGUUUGGCCUAGACUUUAUUAGGUGAACAUUUUGGUAAGUGGCUAAAAUCAGUUUCACCUUGUGUUCUUACUCAAGCUGAUUCUGAGAACGUGUCAAUACUUCACAACUACACCUCAAACCCUGAACUAUCAUAGUUUUGUUUUUGCACUCCUCAAUGUACUAGUAACAUGUUUACAAAUUACAGAGGGUGAAAUUGUCUAAAAAAAGUUCAUACAUUAGCUGCAUUCAUGUGCAGUGAUGCAAUUUCGGACCAAACGGCAUAUAUCUGAUGGAACCAUUGCAUCCUUUGGUGCGUGAAUACCUUUUUAUCCCACUGAGAUGUUCUCCACUUUUAUCACAGAGAUGGUGACGUGGGUCGUGACCAAACUGCCUUUUGAUGAGGAAAGGAAACUGAGGUACGUAACGGCGAAAAGAUUAAAAUAUACAGGGUUAGACUGAUCUUUGAUUUGGUCACAGCAGGCUUAACAUUUCCAGCGGAAUGACCAAGAGAAGUUGAACUGAUAGUGCCUUCAAUGCAACUUUUUUGAUUUUACAAGCACCCUACAAUCAUGUUUGCUCUUAUUUUGAUGAAUUACUGUUGAAUGCAUUUGCUGUCUUUUUGUUUUGAUUUACACAACAAUACUUCAUAAACAACCUGAACAUGAAUACAAAA
Molecule: messenger RNA, 3014 nt
Organism: Solea solea (common sole)
Lineage: Eukaryota; Metazoa; Chordata; Actinopteri; Pleuronectiformes; Soleidae
Product: heparan sulfate 2-O-sulfotransferase 1-like
Exons: 7
Coding region: 455-1525 (356 amino acids)
Cellular component (GO): membrane
Molecular function (GO): heparan sulfate 2-sulfotransferase activity
Source: RefSeq, a predicted model, not a curated record